Molecule: messenger RNA, 1100 nt
Organism: Arvicanthis niloticus (Nile rat)
Lineage: Eukaryota; Metazoa; Chordata; Mammalia; Rodentia; Muridae
Gene: Upk3a
Product: uroplakin 3A
Biological process (GO): urea transport; water transport
Cellular component (GO): plasma membrane
Source: RefSeq, a predicted model, not a curated record
CUGGUGGCAGGUGAGCGAAGCUGCAAGGGCCAGGUGCGCGCUAACAGGCUGAGUGCAUCUUGAAGGCUCAUCUCAGGCGAUGCUCCUGCUCUGGGCCCUCCUGGCCCUCGGAUGCCUGCGGUGUGGCUGGACUGUGAACCUCCAGCCCCAACUGGCCAGUGUGACGUUUGCCACCAACAACCCUACCCUCACCACCGUGGCCUUGGAGAAGCCUCUGUGCAUGUUCGAUAGCUCAGAGCCGCUCAGCGGCUCUUACGAGGUUUACCUCUACGCCAUGGUAGACUCAGCCAUGUCCGGGAAUGUAUCUGUACAGGACAGUGCUGGCAUUCCCCUGAGCAACACCUUUCGGCAAACCCAGGGUGGGAGGUCAGGCCCCUACAAAGCUGCGGCCUUUGAUCUGACCCCUUGUGGUGACCUGCCCAGCCUGGAUGCUGUUGGAGAUAUGACCCAGGCCUCAGAGAUCCUGAAUGCAUACCUAGUCAGGGUGGGCAACAACGGGACCUGCUUUUGGGACCCCAACUUCCAGGGCCUCUGCGACCCACCCCUGACAGCAGCCACUGAGUACAGAUUCAAAUAUGUCCUCGUCAACAUGUCCACAGGCUUGGUGCAGGACCAGACCCUAUGGUCAGAUCCUAUCCGGACCAACCGGCCCACCCCGUACUUGGCCAUCGACACGUGGCCUGGACGGCGAAGCGGAGGCAUGAUUGUCAUCACGUCCAUUCUGGGUUCCCUGCCCUUCUUCCUGCUCGUGGGUUUCGCUGGAGCCAUCAUCCUCAGCUUUGUGGACAUGGGCAGUUCUGAUGGGGAAACGACACAUGACUCACAGAUCACUCAGGAGGCUGUCCCCAAGACCCUGGGGGCCUCUGAGCCUUCCUACUCGUCCGUGAACCGGGGCCCACCCUUAGACAGAGCUGAGGUGUUCUCCAGCAAGCUCCAAGACUGAAGCAAACCCCAGCUCCAGGCCAUGGCCUCCUCUCAGCCUGGCGCUGCAGUUGGCAGUGAAGGUGUUUGUGCCCUGACUGGAUAAGAUGUGAAACAAGGCAUCUUGGUCCAACUUCAUGAAAAGGCUAAAUAAAAUCUUAAGUGUUAAUGUCUGAGUG